AAAAAUAAAGCAUGAGCGAAGCAACAGUCCCAAAAGAAGUUCCAGAGACUGAACCAGAAGUUACUAAAGCUGGCCAGAAGAGAAAAGCAGAUGAAAUGGAGAAGGAUAAAGAAAAUAAGGGAUCCGAAGUUCUCAACUCCAAUGAAAAGAGAGCUAAAGUCUCUGAAGCCUGAGACGCCACUAAGCCAGUCGGGCUUAUUAAGAAGAAUGGUUCAGGAACCACCGCUGCUAAAGAAGAGGAUGAGGAAGAAGAAUCUAUCGAUACUUCUUCGAAGAAGCCUAAGAGUGCUAUUGUUGAUGACAAAAGAAUCAAGAAGCCAGUCGCCUCACUUGAAGAAGAGAAGGUAGAAAAAGGUGCUAUUAAGGAAAUGCUGAAUGAAGAAGAUGCUGAUGAUGAUAAGGAAGAAAAUGAAUUCCAUAUGGAAGAGAAAGAUGUCGAAAAAAUGAAGGAAGGAGAUGAAGAAUCUGACGAAGAUAAGGUCUCACUUGAAGAAGAGAAUAUUGACGAGCUUCAAAAAGAAGACGACCUUGAUGUUGAAGCAUACCUUAAGUUUAGAGAGAACGACGACCAAUAGACACUAGCUUAUUCGAAUAUAUCCUGU
Messenger RNA from Moneuplotes crassus, 602 nucleotides. The record is from the annotation of a GenBank genome assembly. Lineage: Eukaryota; Ciliophora; Spirotrichea; Euplotida; Euplotidae.